Molecule: messenger RNA, 393 nt
Organism: Ostrea edulis (European flat oyster)
Lineage: Eukaryota; Metazoa; Mollusca; Bivalvia; Ostreida; Ostreidae
Product: salivary glue protein Sgs-3-like
Exons: 1
Coding region: 1-393 (130 amino acids)
Source: RefSeq, a predicted model, not a curated record
AUGAACUCAACAUCGACAACUAGACAGGAACUCACUACAGGACAGAUGAACUCAACAUCGACAACUAGACAGGGACUCACUACAGGACAGAUGAACUCAACAUCGACAACUAGACAGGGACUCACUACAGGACAGAUGAACUCAACAUCGACAACUAGACAGGGACUCACUACAGGACAGAUGAACUCAACAUCGACAACUAGACAGGAACUCACUACAGGACAGAUGAACUCAACAUCGACAACUAGACAGGAACUCACUACAGGACAGAUGAACUCAACAUCGACAACUAGACAGGAACUCACUACAGGACAGAUGAACUCAACAUCGACAACUAGACAGGAACUCACUACAGGACAGAUGAACUCAACAUCGACUCGUAAUGCGUUAUAA